AUGACUUAUUUUGUGUCUUUAUUAUUAAUAGCCUUAAUUAUAGGAUUGAUUGCUGUUGCGUCCAAUCCUACGCCCUACUUUGCUGCCUUGGGGCUAAUAGUAGCGGCCGGGGUUGGAUGUGGGGUAUUGAUCGGUAGUGGAGGGCCUUUUUUGUCUCUAGUCCUUUUUUUAAUUUAUUUAGGAGGAAUGCUCGUGGUAUUUGCUUAUUCGGCAGCGUUGGCUGCUGAGCCUUUCCCAGAGGCCUGGGGGAGUCGUUCGGUAGUGGGAUAUGUUCUGGUUUAUUUACUGGGGGUGGUACUAAUAGGUGGACUAUUUUGAGGGGGAUGGCAUGAGGGUUCUUGAGCAGCAAUUGAUGAGUUAAAAGAGUUUUCUGUACUACGAGGGGAUGUUGGGGGUGUAGCUAUAAUAUACUCUUUUGGGGGAAUAAUACUAGUCAUUUGUGCUUGAGUGUUGCUUCUAACUCUACUUGUAGUACUAGAAUUGACUCGGGGGUUAAGUCGUGGGACUUUACGAGCAGUUUAA
Molecule: messenger RNA, 522 nt
Organism: Pimephales promelas (fathead minnow)
Lineage: Eukaryota; Metazoa; Chordata; Actinopteri; Cypriniformes; Leuciscidae
Source: the annotation of a RefSeq genome assembly